Molecule: messenger RNA, 5828 nt
Organism: Hemicordylus capensis (graceful crag lizard)
Lineage: Eukaryota; Metazoa; Chordata; Lepidosauria; Squamata; Cordylidae
Gene: AAK1
Product: AP2 associated kinase 1
Exons: 22
Coding region: 556-3414 (952 amino acids)
Biological process (GO): protein phosphorylation
Molecular function (GO): protein kinase activity; ATP binding
Source: RefSeq, a predicted model, not a curated record
CCGCCCGGGUGGAAGCAGGGACUUCCUGUGACAGGCCAGUUCCUGGUUGGACGCGGGGUGCUGCUGAGGCUCCGGCUGCGGCUGCUGCUCCCGGGCGCGGAGGCAGGGAAGCGGGCAGAGGGGACAGGCGAGCGGGGCUCAAGCACGGAGGGCGCGCGGGGCCGGGCAUGGUCGCUGCUGCUGCGGCCGCCGCCCGCCGGCCCGCCUCAGCAGCCCAGCCAGCUCCGGGCCCCCGGCGAUGCUGCCGCGCCUGGCCCGGCGACUUUGUAGCGAUGCCGCAAGGCCGGAACGCCCAGGCGGCGGCGGCGCUAGCAACAGUGUGGCCGCGCCAGGCCUGAACCAUUCCCAAGCUCUGCCUCCCAAGACUGAGCGAGAUCAGCAAAGCACUUGACCUCUAAGGAAAGCCAAGCAGGAGGUUCCUUCCAAGGGAUUGGUUAACCUUGUCUUGAUUCAAGACCUAAAGAGUUGUGUGUAUAUAUAUAUAUAUAUCUUUGCGGAGGGGGUUGCCAUCCGUAACUUGUUCAACAAAGAGUUGGAGCUGCACACUCUGGAAGGAUGAAGAAGUUUUUUGACUCCCGAAGAGACCAGGGGGGAUCCGGAGCGGGUUCUGGUACCAUUGGGGGGAGCAGCAGCAGCACCGGGCCUGGGAGUGGCUACGUAGGCCGGGUGUUCAACAUUGGAAGACAUCAGGUGACGGUGGAUGAAGUCCUAGCAGAAGGCGGGUUUGCGAUCGUGUUUCUGGUGAGGACCAGCAACGGGAUGAAAUGUGCCCUCAAACGAAUGUAUGUCAACAAUGAACAUGACCUACAAGUCUGCAAGUGGGAGAUUCAGAUCAUGAGGGAUCUUGCUGGACACAAGAAUAUUGUUGGAUACAUCGAUUCCAGUAUAAACUCUGUGAGCAGCGGAGAUGUUUGGGAAGUCUUGAUUCUGAUGGAUUUUUGCAGAGGGGGCCAGGUGGUGAACCUGAUGAAUCAGCGCUUGCAGACUGGGUUCACGGAAAAUGAAGUCCUGCAAAUCUUCUGCGACACGUGCGAAGCCGUGGCUAGACUGCACCAGUGCAAACUGCCCACUGUCCACAGGGACCUGAAGGUGGAGAAUAUUCUGCUGCACGAUCGUGGCCAUUACGUCCUGUGCGACUUUGGAAGUGCUACCAACAAAUUCCAGAACCCACAGCUUGAAGGCGUGAACGCGGUGGAGGAAGAGAUUAAGAAGUACACCACGCUAUCCUACAGAGCACCGGAAAUGGUCAACCUCUACAGCGGCAAGCUGAUUACUACGAAAGCAGACAUAUGGGCCCUGGGCUGUUUGCUGUACAAACUCUGUUAUUUUACUUUACCCUUUGGGGAGAGCCAAGUAGCCAUUUGUGACGGAAACUUCACCAUUCCGGACAACUCACGCUACUCCCAAGACAUGCACUGCCUCAUCCGAUAUAUGCUGGAACCAGACCCUGACAAGAGACCUGAAAUUUAUCAGGUCUCCUAUUUCGCAUUCAAGCUAGCUAAGAGGGACUGUCCGGUCCAGAAUGUACAGAAUUCUCCCAUACCUGCCAAACUCCCAGAGCCAGUGAAAGCCAGCGAAGCCGCUGCGAAGAAGAGCCAGCCAAAAGCCAGGCUGACAGAUCCUAUUCCUACGACGGAAACAUCUAUCACCCCACGCCAAAGACCCAAAGCCGGGCAGACGCAACCGAAUCCGGGGAUACUUCCCAUCCAGCCUGCUCUCACUCCAAGGAAGAGGCCCACAAUCCAGGCAAAUGUCCAGGCCCAAGUUGUGGCUCCGGUGUCCCUGGCCAGCAGCCAGCCCGCCCUCCCGGCAAGCAUCCCGCAGCCGAAGGCCCUGCCUCAGCCGAGUCAGCCUCUGCCGCCAGCGCAGCCCAAGCAGCCAGCCCCCGCGCAGCCGGCCGCUGCCUCCCAGGCCCCCGCGGCUCCGGCCCAGGCCACCCCGCAGCACCAGCUCUUCUUGAAACAGCAGCUGCCGCCGCCGCAGCCGGCACCCCCCCCAGCGGCUGCAUUUUAUCAGCCGCCACCACAGCAGCAGCAGCCGCCGCUCCUGCCGGCUCCGCAGGCCGUGCCGCAGGCGCCUCCGGUGGCCGUGAAGCCGCAACUCCCGGGGCUGCCGCAGGUGGUGGCGGCACCGGUGCAACAGCAGCCGAUGCAGAACUACAUGCAGCCGCCGCAGCCGCUGGCGCAACAGGCUGCCGUCCCGCAGAAGCCGGCCACAGCAGCGGGGCAGCAGAAGCCGCAGGCACCGCCCCUGCUGCAACAGGCGGCGGGACAGCCGACCCCUACGCAGGAGCAGCCGCAAGCGCCUCCACGCCAACAAAGGGCCUCGACGACCCCUCCCUCUGCUCUCCAGGGCCAGAAGGCGGGCUCCCUCACGCCCCCAUCCUCCCCCAAGACACAGCGCGCCGGGCACCGGAGGAUUCUGAGCGACGUGACUCACAGCGCUGUCUUUGGCGUCCCAGCUAGCAAAUCGACGCAGCUUCUGCAGGCGGCGGCCGCUGAGGCCAGCCUCAAUAAAUCCAAGUCUGCCUCAACUACACCCUCUGGGUCCCCCAGAACCUCUCAGCAAAACGUCUACAACCCACCAGAUGUCUCCACCUGGAACCCUUUUGAUGACGACAACUUCUCCAAGCUCACCGCAGAAGAGCUGCUGAAUAAGGAUUUUGCAAAACUAAGUGACGGUAAACCGCCAGAGAAGCUCGGCAGCUCCACUGAGAACCUGAUCCCAGGCUUUCAGCCAGCACCUUCAAUAGCGCAGGCAGAUGCGUUUGGUUCGUCUUCUCUUGCACCGGUGCCAGCUGAAAAAACAAAAGAUAUUCUGGACUCUAGCCCUCCACUUCUGGCUGUUCCUGAUCCUUUCAUUCCUCUUCCACUGUCAGAGACACCAGAAAAAUUGAUUGAGGGCCUCAAAUCUCCUGAGCCUGCACUUCUGCUCCCUGAUAUCCUGCCUCUUGCUGAUCCCUUCGGUAGCACCUCCGAUGCUGUGAAUGGCCUUCGGAAAGGAAAAGCUGACCUAGCGGUCGAGAGCCUUAUACCAGGCCUGGAGGCUCCUGGGCUCCAGCGGGCCCCAUCACAGGCAGACUCCAUGGCUUCAAACAGAGCAGAUUCUGUCACUGGGGAGGACUCCCUGCUUGACUGCGCUCUGAUUCCUAAUCCUGCUGCUGACCUUCUGGACGAAUUUGCUCCUCUCGCAGUUUCAUCCCAAACUCACAAAGAAGAUACUAACCUUAUAUCGGGCUUCGAUGUCCCAGAGAGCUCUGAAAUGGUGGCAGAAGAUGAGUUUGACCCCAUCCCUGUGUUGAUAUCCAAAAAUUCACAAGGUGGGCAUUCUAGAAACAACAGUGGAAGUCCUGAGUCCAGCCUCCCCAACCUAGCCAGGUCUCUUCUGCUAGUGGACCAGCUCAUAGACCUGUAGCAGCCCCUCAGUAACAGAGGCGGUUUCUGUAACGUACUUAAAUCCAACUCUUUUCUCCACUCCCUGUUUUUUGUUUUUUGUUUUGUUUCCAGCGGAGCUAACCUUUUUCCUUGCCGGGUGGUUGUUUUUGGUUUUUGGUUUGUUUGUUUUUAAUUAAAAUAAAAUGGAAGAAGCCCGCCCACCCCAAAUUGUGCCCAUCCCUUGGGACUUCUCUGCCCUCCUCCUUUUCAGCGUGUCCUUGAUACAGCCUGCUACAGUUCUUUGUACAUGUCUCUCUACUAGCCCCCUCCCUUAAGGGAGCGCUACUGUUCACUAACCACUUUGCUAUGAUUUACCCUUUAGCUCCACCAAAACCCUAACUGUGAGUGAAUUCUGUGUAACCUAUGUAUGGUCCCUGCUAGAAAUGCAUACAACCGAGACGCCUUCUCCCUCUGAAAUCCUGUCUUAGUCUAGCGAAUGCUAACCAAAUUGUAUAUCAGUGUCUCUUCCGGAUUCAAAAGUCAGAAGGGAAAAGGAGAGUGGAAGUCGGAUUGUCCCUCCCCAGUGCAGGGGAACCUGUCAGGAAGGCUCUAGACUAGAGUGAGGGUCCUCCACAGCCAAAAUUGCAAGACCUGCCAAGUAGAUCAGAGACCACAAGCUUUUGAAAGAGGAUGUUUUGCUCCCCAACCUACUCUUUCAUGCAACCUGCUUAGGAAUGGACUGUGCUUUUAAAAGUAAUAAUGAUAAUAAUAAAGCUAUGGAAAUUAUCCCACGCAAAAUAGCUAAAAAUGUAAAACAUCAUAAUGUGUUUUUUAAAAAAAAAGCAUGGCUAAGAUCUUUCUGUUGAACCAACUCUCAGUUGAAGAGGGGCGUGUUGUAGCAACAGAUGUAUACUCUUGUGAGGGUUUUGAGCUGCAGAGGAAUUCUGUAAACUUUAUGUACACGUCAGAGUUUCCUAAAGGCAAGUCUCUUCUUUAAAAAUAAAUAAUAACUUGGAUUAUAGUCAAAAUUGGGUGUCUCCCCACCCCCCACCCCUGGUUUGGGUUUUUGCUCUCCCUUUGUAAGUGUGUAUAGUGUUGAACACGUAAUAUGGAGCCAUCUUUUCCUUCCCAGUAGACCAAUGACGUAAGGUUUCUUUUAAUCCUUCAGUCUUUGUAGAGCUCGCAUGUACUCCUCGUCAGGCAGUUGAGAGUCAGUGCUUUCCAGCUUAGGUGUACCUGAAUGGGUUGUAUCUUUUUUUAUUUCCACCUUGGUAUGCUCAGUUUUGUCAGACUACAACUGGAUAUAGUAAACUUGUUUUCCCUUGGCUUUUGACCUUCAAGUCCAGAGAUAAGUGUCAUUCUCCAGAUGUUCUUCUGAAGAGAAGGGCCACCCUUACUCCGUAGUGGAAUACAAUUAGCUUUAUGCUAACUUUGUGUAUGUGUAUGUAGUUGUACUAGUUUUAAAAAGUGCAGUUUUUUCCAUGUGUGCAGGUACGAAUGACUCCAUUUCUAGGUGUUUCAGCCUCUCCUACAAGAAGAAAAGACUUUCUGAUGCACCCAAGCUUUCCCCCACGAAUCCCAUCCAAUCCUUUUCCUCCCUGGAAUUAGCUUAACAAAUUCUGUAAAUAGAAUUUAACAGUCAUGUCAGUUCUGUAUGAAUCUUUCUAAAUUCUACAUACAUGCAUACGUGUGUGUUUGUGUCCAUUUUCGUGUUUCUACUGCACUUUCUGGAUGAUUUAUAUCAGGGGUUUGCCACCUUGGGUCCCCAGAUGUUGGACUACAGCACCCAUCACCCCAUCCACAAUAGUCUUUGCCACUGUGGCUGGGAAUGAUGGGAGUUGUAGUUCAACAUCGUCUGGGGACCCAAGGCUGAGAAUCCCUGAUCUACAUGACAGAACUAUGGAAAAUGAUCUUAGUAAAAUUGUUGAUAGAUCUUUAUAUUUUUGGGUUUGUUUUUGUUUUAUUUUGUUUUGAAUUUUGAUUCCUAAAGCACAGGCAACUGGGGCUGGAUUAUGUUGGCAAAGCUUUAGAUAGAACGUUGUUGUAUAGUCAGAUGCUGAAAAUAUAUGGAGAAAUGGAUUUUUUUAAACAAAGUAACCACCUACUGUAUAUUAGAAACCAAAAAGAACAUUUCUGUGAAUUAAAAUACUUUUAAAAGAAUGUUUAACAUUUUAAGUCUAAUUGAACUUGUUGAAGAGUUCUGGAAGCAGGAUCAUGAUCGUAACGUGGUUGCUUGAGGGUAGUGCUAUUAACUAAGCAACUGUGAAUGUUGUGGGGAUUUUUCUUUCUCUUUUUUCCUCUUUUGUGUGUGUUUUCCCAAAAAUUAUUCAUGCAUCUGGAUGGGCAAAAUAACACGGUGAAAAGUUAAUUUAUUCUGUACAGAGGUUUAUGAAUUGACCAAAAGUCAUUGAAAUGACGUGUAGCAGAUUCUUUAAUAAACGGCGCCAGACUGAA